Messenger RNA from Manis javanica (Malayan pangolin), 3600 nucleotides. It is a transcript of the gene P4HA2, whose product is annotated as prolyl 4-hydroxylase subunit alpha 2. Gene Ontology annotation, biological process: peptidyl-proline hydroxylation to 4-hydroxy-L-proline. Gene Ontology annotation, cellular component: endoplasmic reticulum. NCBI's taxonomy places the organism in Eukaryota, Metazoa, Chordata, Mammalia, Pholidota, Manidae. Gene Ontology annotation, molecular function: iron ion binding; procollagen-proline 4-dioxygenase activity; L-ascorbic acid binding. The record is from RefSeq and is a predicted model, not a curated record.
CCGGCUCCCGCGCGGUCGCGCAGCCUCCACUUCCCGAGGGUCGCUGGCAGCGGCGACCGCCGGCCGAGGCCCUCCGCUCGCGGAGCCAAGGGCCUGGCCGGCCAGGGGGCGGGAGGUGGGGACGUGGCGGCGGCUCAAGCGGGCGGAGUCGGGCCGCGGCGGGAGGCGGGGUCGCCAGAGGAGGAGGCGCCGAGCGGGCCGGGCGCCGCCGCGGGAGGUUCUGGAAACGCCGGCAGCGGCGCGUGUCCAGCAGCGGCAGAGACAUAUGCUAACUAGUUAACUGAUUCAACAAACGGACCCUUCCGUGUGUCAGAAGCUGCAGGAGUUGCCAGCCCCGUGGGGCAGACAGACUGGAAGACUGGGAAAACCCAGGCUGGCAACAGCGUGGCAUUGCUUGCUGUGACCAUGAAGCUCUGGGUGUCUACAUUGAUGGUGGCCUGGUCCGGUGUCCUGGGCUGUGUGCAGGCUGAAUUCUUCACCUCUAUUGGGCACAUGACAGACCUGAUUUAUGCAGAGAAGGACCUGGUGCAGUCUCUGAAGGAGUACAUCCUUGUGGAGGAAGCCAAGCUCUCCAAGAUUAAGAGCUGGGCCAACAAAAUGGAAGCCCUGACCAGCAAGUCAGCUGCUGACCCUGAGGGCUACCUGGCCCACCCCGUGAAUGCCUAUAAACUGGUGAAGCGGCUGAACACAGACUGGCCCGCCCUGGAGGACCUUGUCCUGCAGGACUCGGCUGCAGGUUUUAUUGCCAACCUCUCAGUGCAGCGGCAGUUCUUCCCCACUGAUGAGGAUGAGAUGGGAGCUGCCAAGGCCCUGAUGAGGCUUCAGGACACGUACAAGCUGGACCCGGACACGAUUUCCAAAGGGGAACUUCCAGGAACCAAGUACCAGGCCGUGCUGAGUGUGGAUGACUGCUUUGGGAUGGGCCGCUCAGCCUACAAUGAGGGGGACUAUUACCACACUGUGCUGUGGAUGGAGCAGGUGCUGAGGCAGCUUGAUGCUGGGGAGGAGGCCGCCGUGGGCAAGGCCCAGGUGCUGGACUACCUGAGUUAUGCUAUCUUCCAGCUGGGCGACCUGCACCGUGCCCUGGAGCUCACCCGCCGUCUGCUCUCCCUUGACCCGAGCCAUGAACGGGCUGGCGGGAAUCUGCGCUACUUUGAACACUUGUUAGAGGAAGAAAGAGAAAAACUGUUAUCCAAUCAGACAGAAGCUGUGCCAGCAACCCGGGAAGACAUCUAUGAGAGGCCUGUGGACUACCUGCCCGAGAGGGAUGUCUACGAGAGCCUCUGUCGUGGGGAGGGCGUCAAACUGACGCCUCGGAGGCAGAAGAGGCUUUUCUGCAGGUACCACCAUGGCAACAGGACGCCGCAGCUGCUCAUCGCCCCCUUCAAGGAGGAGGACGAGUGGGACAGCCCACACAUCGUCAGGUACUACGAUGUCAUGUCUGACGAGGAAAUCGAGAGGAUCAAGGAAAUUGCGAAGCCCAAACUUGCACGAGCCACUGUUCGUGAUCCCAAGACAGGCGUCCUCACUGUUGCCAGCUACAGAGUUUCCAAAAGCUCCUGGCUGGAGGAGAAUGAUGACCCUGUUGUGGCACGAGUGAAUCGUCGAAUGCAGCACAUCACAGGACUCACAGUGACGACAGCAGAAUUGUUGCAGAGUCCCUGCUGUGGAACCUUGGCUUCCUACCUUUAUUUCAAAGGUGAUCGUGAAGACACAUGGCGGCACCAUGCUCAAAAGCUUUGGAUAAAGCUCCUAAAACUGUACCCUGUGGUCUGUUCAGUUCAAAUCAGCACUGGCCGUGCCCUUCCUGAACACUGGAACUUCUGGGUUCUUUGUAAAGUGAUGCCCUGAUAUAUUUUUAAGUAAGUUCUGCAGACAAGCACAUCAUAAAGGACGUGUGCCCCUUCCUUAUGUGUGAGAACACCACUAUUCUGGAGCAGCAGGGGCUUUCUGUGCACUAGGUGUGUCCCUGUGGGCUCUGCUGUGAUGCAGGUCCUUCUAGAGGAGGGUUUUUUUUGUUGUUGUUAAGGCAUCUGCCACUGCUUCCUGCACAGUCAGGGCCAAUGUUGGGACUCUGGUGGCUCUGAUCGAGGAUGACAUUCAGCUGAUUGGCUGAAGCCACACCCUGGACUAAGGUGCUGAGGAGAGGAUAGGACCUGGGCCCUUGUUGCUUUCUGGGCAGACUUCCCAGCUGAGCCUCCUGCCAGCUCUCACAUGCAACCCUGGAAGACAGCAGCUGUGUGGUUGGACCGGCUUCUCUGCCACAACACUGGCUCCAUCUUACCUGGCCUCCCAUCACAUAGCUCGACUGAUGACAGGUCUGAAUGCCAGAGCUCCCAGGAAGGGCUCUUCUGGGAGGGAGCUCUUCUAGCUGCCUGGCACUGAGAUACCAUUUUUGUUUGCUUUCUUACUCUAGGGACUGUUUUGCCAUUUUCUUUGCCAGCCAACAGUGUUCAAACCUGUGAUCCCACAUGGUCUGGGGGACCAGAGGCUGGGUUUUGGCACCCAUCUCUAAGUGCUCAUUCUGCGUGGCCUGCUGGCAGUGUGAUGGGUGCCCAUGCACCAGCGAUGACCUUCACACUGGGGUCCCUCUGAGAACCACACAGGCUUCUAGAAAGGGGCUGCUGCCUGUUGACACUCUAUCAGCUGUAGUUGGUGUGCUUGUUUAUAUCGUUCAGAAGAAAAAAGCCAGUUGAGGCUUUCUUUUGAUUUGGAUGAGGGCCUGUCUGAUAGAGCACGAGAUGCUACACUGCCAGAAAUCUAAGAUUAAAGACGCUUCUGAGUCAAUGUCUCAGCGUCACCAAAGAAGUGGUUUCUAGCCCCCUUUUUUUCACAUUCACUUUCAGACUUCAGUAUCAUAAACACCGUGUCUUUUCAAAUGACUGACUCUUCUACUUCUGUAGCAACAUAUCUAAAGAUUCAAAUGAGAACAUCCUCACGGAAAUCCCUUUUGAUGCUUGUUACUAACAGUGUGUGAGUCUACAGACUGAAGUUUGCCUAGAUGGUGAAUCUGAUUGCUGCAAAUCCCCAAGUGCCCAUGACACUUGCACUAUCUGCGGACAGUAUAAAUAGUGUAGGUACAAAGCUUCAGUACCACGGUCAGUGUGAUUCCCACAGCUGUUAAAAGAUGAGCCAGCUAUAGCAACGCAGCUUCCUUUGCUACCUGGGUUCUGAAAGUUUAAGCACUCCAGCUUAAACUUUGCAGCUCCAGCAACAAGCAGUGAUCGAAUUUUCUGCAGUGCAUUGGUACUCACGAAACAGUCAUGAUUAAAAUUUUCUUCACGUUCUCAGGGUGUAUCCAAAGCAGAAGCAUUUGUAGCACUUUAUCAGCUGGUCUAGCGCUUCCCUCCUUAGACGCACCUCCAGCCUGAGGCCACCUGCUGAACCAGGUCUCCUUGCACUUGACAGCAUUUCCAGGUCUCUGCUGCAGGAAUCUAGAAGACUGAAACAACAUAUGACAGCAUAUUUUCACCCACUGAUUCUUUAUAUAAAAAUUUUAAUUUUGGGGACACUGAAAAAUGGUGCUGCCCAAAUUCUGCACUUCAUCCCAUUUGAUAAAUGUUGUUUUUUUGAUCCAACAGGAUUUCCUCUCUUGUAAAG